UGAGAUGUUCUCUUGAGCCAUCAUUGCACUCCAUUGCAUUGCAACACAUCUCUUGCAUUUUUUUUUCUUUGCAUUCUCAUUACCACACUUCUCUAGAGGCAAUGUUUAUAAACCCCCAUACCCCCAACCAAAGCCCUUCUCAAGUUCUCAGUUUCAGCAGUGGCAACAUCUUUGCUUUGCUCUCUCUCCCCUUUUGUUUCUUUGUCUCAUUGCCAGUGUAAAUCCCCUGAGGAAUCUAGUAGGUUAAAGAGACGAAGACAAGAGGAGAAACAAGGGAAGGGACAAGAGCAUAUAUUUGGAUGCUUUCUUGCUGAAUAGGGCGGGUAGUACCAUCAGCUUGCUGAUCUCAGUCAAGGACAAGAACAUAACAAGAACAAAGUGAAGCUCAAGAUGAUGGUGCAGAUGGAGAAGCUUGUGAGGCAGUGCGACAUGGAGGUCAUGAAGAUGGCCAUGCUCAAGCAUGAAGAGACUUUCAAGCAGCAGGUGUAUGAGCUGCACCGGCUGUACCGCGUCCAGAAGCAGCUGAUGAGCGACCUCAACAGGUCGCCGCCGGAGCUAACCUGCCGGCGGCGGCAGCGGCGCAAGCAGCACACCCGCCGCCGGGCGCUCAACCUGCAGCUCCCCGCCGACGAGUACAUCGUCGUGGCCGACGCCGGCGGCCAAGCGACGCCGCUGCCGCCGCCGCCGCCGUCGUCCAGGGAAGACGAGCUAGCGCUGACACUGGCCGUCGGCGGCGGAGGCGCCGCCGGCAGGAGGAACAACAAGCGGCGGGAGAGUAGCCCCUUCACGUCCAACUGCUCGGGCGGGAGCCUCACGACGGCGACAUCGACGUCGACGUCGUCGUCGACCGACUCCGACGGCUCGCUCCGGCAGCCGCCGCCGUGCCCGAGAGCAAUGGCAUUCGAUGUGCUACAUGACGGGUCGACGGCGGCGGCGGCGGCGGCAGCGCCAUGGCUGCAGCAGCGGCUCAGCCUUAGGAUGGCAUGAUGAGAUGAUUAGAUAUGAUGAUAUUAUGAUCGAUCCUUGUAGAGGUUAAUUUGCAAGGUUGUAAGAUGUAACCUCUUCUGCCUUAGGAUGGCAUGAGAUGAUUCAGUACUUGGCAGUAGGUAGCGUGCUAGCUUUGCUAAAUUGCUAAUCAAUGAGUGUUUGAUGGUUAAUCAGAUCAACAAUGGUUAAUUUCUCACUUGAUCACA
Oryza sativa Japonica Group (Japanese rice) is the source of this 1193-nucleotide messenger RNA. RefSeq lists its product as uncharacterized. NCBI's taxonomy places the organism in Eukaryota, Viridiplantae, Streptophyta, Magnoliopsida, Poales, Poaceae. The record is from RefSeq and is a predicted model, not a curated record.